AUGGUGGUAGAGAAGGCCUUUCUUGCCGCACGGCAAGGGGAUAUUCAGACUCUGAAAGUGCUCUUUGCUGAGAAAGUACUUCACAAAGAUGUAAAGGACCCUCUCGGAGCCACUCCAGUGCAUCACGCUGCUCGGUCCGGCAAACUCACCUGCCUGCGCUACCUGGUGGAAGACGCCGGGCUACCUGGCAACUGUCUUGCCAGGAAUGGCGCGAGCCCAGCGCACGACGCCGCCGCAACCGGCAACCUGGCUUGUCUACAGUGGUUAAUAACGCUUGGAAGAUGCAGGGCUUCGGACAAGGACUGCUUUGGAGCCACUGUCCUCCACCUGGCCUGCCGCUUCUGCCACCAUGAGAUCACCGACUGGCUGUUGAAGGGGAACAAGGUGGACCCCAGCAUUCCCACAGAUACAGGGGUGCUGCCUGUCCACUACUCUGCUGCCAAGGGAGACCUACCAUCUCUGAGGCUUCUGCUUGGGCACAGCCCAGGCGUGGUCGACGCCCAAACAAAAAAUGGUGCCACGGCCGUUUAUUUGGCUAGUCAGGAGGGUCACCUGGAGGUCGUCCAGUACCUGGUGAAGGACUGCGGGGCGGAGCCUCGGGUCAGAGCCAAUGACGGGAUGACUCCCCUGCACGCCGCCGCCCAGAUGGGACACACCAUGGUCAUCGUCUGGCUGAUGAGCUUCACGGAGAUCGGCCUGUCAGACCGGGACGGCGAUGGCGCCACGGCCAUGCAUUUCGCCGCCAGCCGCGGCCACGCCAAGGUCCUGAGCUGGCUCCUGCUCCACGGGGGCGAGAUCGUCUCCGACUGCUGGGGCGGGACCCCCUUGCACGACGCCGCGGAGAACGGGGAGCUGGAGUGCUGCCAGAUCCUUGUGGUUAACGGGGUGGAUCUCGGGUUUCGAGACAAGGACGGCUUCACAGCAGCAGACCUGGCCGAGUACAACGGACACGCCCAGUGUGCCAAAUAUCUACGUACUGUGGAGAACAUGAGCGUGGGGCACCGUGUGUUGUCACGGGACCCCUCAGCAGAACUGGAGUACAAACAGCCCGAUUCAGGCGUCUCUUCCCCACACACCAACUACGACUCCAACAAGAGGAGGAACACAGCGCCCCCUACAGGCAGCCAUACAGACAUGGACUCCUACAUGGACCUGCUGAACCCAGACCAGGCGACCACAGCACAGAGGAAGGACGUGGCUCCGCCACCGCCGGCCUUUCCUCCCCCGCCCCCUCCCCCGCCCGACGCCCAGCAACACCCCCCUCCCCCCCCGCCCGACGCCCAGCAACACCCCCCUCCCCCCCCGCCCAGUUACGCUGCGCCCAGCCCCCCCACAGACCAGGCCUCCGCUGACAUCUACCUGCAGGUGAAGAGUAACCUGCGGCACGUGGAGAAGGACACUCCGAGAAACAAUCCAGACAGGUUGCGAAGGGUCGACUCGAACAGGAAGUCCCGCAACUUCAACAAGCAGCCCAGCACUGGGGACUACUACAAGGCCCUGGGCAGUGACCCGGCACAGGACCGAGGGCCGAGAGCCAUGGUGCCCAACGAGCAGGUGGAGGCCCCUUCACCUCCGCCUACAGCUCCCCUGGCACAGCCUGCCUCCCCACCCCCAGUGUCCCCUCCCGUCGUGUCCCCUCUGCCAGCAUCAGCCCCCCCACCUGCCCCCGCCAGUGUCUCCACCCAGAAGCCCCCAUCCACCAACAAGGCCCCCUCAACCCAACAGCCCCCAUCAACCCAACAGUCCCCGUCAACCCAACAGCCCCCAUCCACCAACAAGACCCCGUCAACCCAACAGUCCCCGUCAACCCAACAGCCCCCAUCCACCAACAAGCCCCCGUCAACCCAACAGUCCCCGUCAACCCAACAGCCCCCGUCCAACCACAAGGCCCCAUCCACCACCAAGCCCCCAUCCUCGGGUGGCAGCGAGAGGACUCCCCACACACUCAACGGCAGUGUGGGUUUGGGGUACAUACGGAGGGGCAGCCUUGUGGACGUGGAAGCCCUGGUGCCCACCCACGACGAGCAGGGCGUGGCCAUCCCGGAGUGGAAGAGGCAGGUCAUGGUGCGUAAGCUGCAGGCGAAGAUGCAAGAGGAGGAGGACCUCAAACGCAAGGUUUCGGCCCGGGGGUACGGCCAGCCGCAGGACUGGCACUACUCGCACACCCACAACGCCAUCCUGGGCCCGUUCGGGGAGCUGAUGACGGAGGCGGACCUCAUCCGCAUCGAGCGGCAGAUCGAGAACCUGCAGGUGAUGCACAAGGUGCAGGCGGUGGAGAAGGAGCUGGAGCAGCUGGAGCGGGAGCUGACGCAGCUGCUGCCCGUCUCCGCCGCGCUGAGCCACCACCAGCACUUCUCCGUCAACCCCCGGCAGGUCCACGGGCAGGCGGAGGACCUCCCCGAGUGGUGCAGCAAAAUCUCCACCCUGCUCAAGAACAUGGCCAUCCUGCUGGCCACCCUGGGGGGCAAGGAGAUAGACAUCCUGGACCUGGUGUACUCCGGGUACAUACAGGAGGAGCGCAAGGACCCGAGGGCGGUCCCGGCCGACCCGGCCCUGCCCCUCGUGCCCGCCAACAUCGGCCGGUCCCAGUCGUUCUCCACCCGGGAGGACGUGGAGAGGGAGAUCAAGCAGUGCGGCGUGUCCGUUAAGAACCUGAAGGCCAACUACGAGCUGCAGAGCCAGCCCAAGUCCGAGGUGCCAGGCGACAGUGCCGGCAGGGUUUACAAACGCAAGAGGUCCCUGCCUGUGGGUAGCGAGCUCUCGGGCCACAGGUCAGAACCCAUCUUAGAGGAGGACUACGUCGCCUCUACGGAAAAUGUCCACUGGUCCAAUGCGAGCGGACCUCCGCCAUCAGGCGCUACGGGUGCGGGUGCGGCCUUCAACGGAGAGGCUGUGACCACUCCCCCUCCUAACGACGCUCCUCUUAACGGCGAAUCAUCAGUGCCCCUGGAACAGCCCAUCCUGGAACCGCACCCCGAGCCCCAGCCCGUGGAGCCUCCGUGCCAACCCGACCAGCCUACGCGCAGCCUGGAGGUGCAGACAGACCUCAGCUACAUGCAGGAGUGGACGGACCUCAAGAAGGAGCGGAUCGUCUUCCUGUUCCUGGAACACUGGAGGAAAUACACCUUUGCUGGUGCCGUCAGGCCGCGGUUACCAGGGCGACAGAGCAGCACGGGCAGCGCUGGGGAAGGCAGCCAGCACAGCGAGGAUGACGAGCUGAUCUACCUGAUGAAGGAGAAGCAUGUGGUGGGGAACCUGAUCUGCCACUGGAGGACAAUCUUCAGCCAGGUGCCCAGCAGGCAGAUCCGCCGGCUCAGCCGAGCCCAGAUCAUCUACUGGCCCCAGCACUUCCUUCCGCACGUCAACGGCAUGCCAGUGGCCUACGACAGCCUGACCCUUGACCUCUUCAUGCUGGGCUACUUCCAGCUGCUGGAGAUGACCAUGACACGGACCGAGCGCAAGUUCAGGCACCUGCUGUGCUUUGAGAUGUUCGACCGCGUGGGCACCCACAGCUGGGAGCUGAUCCGUCAGUUCCACCGGGAGGUGAUGGAGGAGCUGGAGGCCGGGAGGCGGGUCUGGGCCAACGGCUUUGAGGACAUAAAGCAGAGGUACUUUAGGGAUGCCACGGAAGAGGUGGUGGCUGACACAGUGUUGCCCCUGACGGUGGCCCUGGACCCUCCUGCAAUACAGCCUGAGCCUGGCCCUGGCCCCACCCCUCAGAUUUCACCGACCCGUAGGGAGAGCUUGUGCGACGCUGCCCCCGUUCCCAGUGAGGACAGGAACCCCCCCACACAGCAGAGAAAGGAUAGUCUAUGUGUCCCAGUCCCCACUCCUCCCCCUAUGCAGGACAGCAACGGUAGCCUUUCUGACCCUGUCCCUGCCCCCGUACAACAAAGGAGAGAAAGUGUGAGUUACUCCGUCCCCAUACCGGAUAGGAAAGAGAGCGUAUCGGAACCCGCCCCCCGGCUGGAAAAGGAAACAGCAGGGGGUUCGGCGGAGCAGCUGACUCCCGUCCUAGCGACCCGUAAGGACUCCAUUCAGGUGAACUCCGAUCUCGGAGAGUUCAGCAAUGAGGAGAUCUGCAGGUACAUCGACCGCAGCUUCUCCUUCUGGAAGGAGAAGGAGGCAGAGCUCUUUGACAUGUGA
Conger conger (European conger) is the source of this 4146-nucleotide messenger RNA. Its product is annotated as espin-like protein. Gene Ontology annotation, biological process: actin filament bundle assembly. The transcript is spliced from 10 exons. Gene Ontology annotation, molecular function: actin filament binding. The record is from RefSeq and is a predicted model, not a curated record. NCBI's taxonomy places the organism in Eukaryota, Metazoa, Chordata, Actinopteri, Anguilliformes, Congridae. The coding region runs from base 1 to 4146 and encodes 1381 amino acids. Gene Ontology annotation, cellular component: cytoplasm.